AUGGCAGCGCCUCAUUCUAGUGGUGUUGCUGCUCUUCUUUUGUCUCACAUGGGUGACAAGGUGAAGCCCAAGGAUCUUUACAAGAUGUUGGAUGAUCUUGCUACACCCGAUAUGAUCAGUGAUGUUCCUGGUGCCAUGACACCAAACGCUCUCCUUUUCAAUGGUCAAAAGAAGUCGGCUGAUAAUACCACUAAAUCAAAUUAG
Lichtheimia ornata is the source of this 204-nucleotide messenger RNA. RefSeq lists its product as uncharacterized. The record is from RefSeq and is a predicted model, not a curated record. The transcript has a single exon. Gene Ontology annotation, molecular function: serine-type endopeptidase activity. Bases 1 to 204 code for a protein of 67 amino acids. Gene Ontology annotation, biological process: proteolysis. Lineage: Eukaryota; Fungi; Mucoromycota; Mucoromycetes; Mucorales; Lichtheimiaceae.